CGCAUAGGAGUGAACAGGCCGUGGCGGACGCAGCCAUCUUGCAUUUUGAGAGAUACGGCCUGAUUGUUACUUAGGUGGAAAAUCUCAAAUCAUCCGUCAUGUCAGAAAGGGAGGAUAACGUUUACAAGGCCAAACUGGCGGAGCAGGCUGAGAGAUACGAUGAAAUGGUGGACGCGAUGAAGAAGGUGGCGUCCUUAGACGUGGAGCUCACCGUUGAGGAGCGUAACCUUCUGUCCGUCGCAUACAAGAACGUGAUUGGAGCCAGGAGGGCCUCCUGGCGUAUCAUCUCGAGUAUUGAACAGAAAGAAGAGAACAAAGGCGCAGAAGAGAAGCUUGAGAUGAUCAGACAGUACAGGUCACAAGUCGAGAAGGAGCUUAAAGACAUUUGCUCCGACAUCCUGGGUGUCCUCGACAAACAUCUCAUCCCCUGCGCAACCUCUGGCGAAUCUAAGGUCUUCUACUACAAAAUGAAGGGAGACUACCACCGUUACCUGGCAGAGUUUGCCACUGGCAACGACAGAAAGGAGGCUGCAGAAAAUUCACUGGUUGCUUACAAGGCUGCGAGUGAUAUUGCCAUGACAGAGCUUCCCCCCACACACCCUAUCAGGCUUGGCCUGGCUCUCAACUUCUCAGUGUUCUACUACGAAAUCCUCAACUCACCUGACCGAGCGUGUCGUUUGGCAAAGGCUGCCUUUGACGACGCAAUCGCGGAGUUGGACACGUUGUCUGAGGAGAGCUACAAGGACUCAACCCUCAUAAUGCAACUCCUUAGAGACAACCUCACCCUGUGGACGUCAGACAUGCAAGGCGACGGUGAGAACCAGCAACCUUCUGGAGAGGGUGAGACUAAGGAGCAGCUGCAGGAUGUUGAAGAUCAGGAUGUGUCGUAAUGAGUUAGAUAUCAAGUGUAAAAAGCAUUAGUCGGCAAGGGACCAAUCGUGUGUCUGCGGCCGACUCAUUUUGGCCCUCCUCUCAAAAUCAUUUUACUUUUACAUCAACCUGAGCUCUUUAAAUUGUCUCUUUAUUAAAUUUUGGAAAACUUCGUACCCGUUCUUGAAAAACCAUGAUAUGAUAUAUGUCAAUUGUGCACACGUGUCUGGUUUUUUGACUACGGAUGGACUGGAAAAGGGAUCAUUUAAGGGCCAGCGGGGGAGGAAAUGGAGCAGGAGUGGCAUUACAAAGAAAAAAAAAACAUAAUUGCUGUUAACAUAUAAUUAUUUUGCAAAGCAUGGUAAAAAAAAAGCAGAAGAAUAACUCCGGAUGAUGUUUUUUAAAUGUAUCUAUGUGAUCUCUCUUUUCAAACUUAAACUUUUAAUUCUCACUUGGCCCCCUUGUUAUAAUUUUGCCGUUGUCUUUAGACAAGGUGUGAAUCACAAGUCGUGCUUUACCAGCCUGUAAAUGGUAUUGUGUAGGUUAUAAAAAAGAACUAGUGAAGUGUCACUGACAAGUUGAAAAGAAAACAUAGAGAAAAGUGCUCAAAAUCAACAGCAGGGCGCUGCCGAUUUGGGCUUCAAUUAAUAGCGACACAAUGCUGGCCGAAGAAUCCAUGCUUGACAUGUCACUUGAAAAUCUUGAAUCAGUACUGACAUCAUCUGAGCCCUUGACAAAACAGUCAACUGGUUCUUCGGGACGAGACCCUUAAUUUUGUAACCAAAGUGGCAAACAGGGUAACCAACCAACCAUUGUAUUGCUAUGCGAAUUUGGAAAAUCAAAUCAAUCAAUUGGUACCCUUAUCGACUCAUGACUUUUGAUUUGGUAUGUGACUGUGUGAGAAUGCAUCAACUCAAUAGCUGGACAAGUAUCAAUAAUCGAUCGGUCGACCCACCUACAUGCCGCCACCACUGCUAAAUGUAGCUGCCAAAAUUGAAUGUUUUUGUACCCCAAUCAGUCACAUUUCAUCUUGCAGUAGCUAAGAAUAUUGAGUAUAUUCAUGCCUUUUAAUUGCGAGUCGCUUUUAACAACUAGAAGUGAGUGAUGAACACAUUAGCACAGGAUUAAGUAAGUCAGUGUUGCCUUUCAAAAUAUUCCGACUGGCUCAAGAAGUUGUUCUGUUCUAAAACAAAAAAAUAGAAAUGUGCGUAUACUUAAUUGUUGUGUUAAGGACAAAAUAAAUUAUUUGAAGCGGUG
Messenger RNA from Neocloeon triangulifer, 2127 nucleotides. It is a transcript of the gene 14-3-3epsilon, whose product is annotated as 14-3-3 protein epsilon. Gene Ontology annotation, cellular component: cytoplasm. The record is from RefSeq and is a predicted model, not a curated record. The transcript is spliced from 5 exons. Gene Ontology annotation, biological process: signal transduction. Bases 99 to 890 code for a protein of 263 amino acids. Lineage: Eukaryota; Metazoa; Arthropoda; Insecta; Ephemeroptera; Baetidae.